CCCCCGACACUACUUUUAUUGGAUUUUCUAACCCAAAGGACGAACUCGAUCAAAUCGCCAAACUCUUCGUCUCUGCAGUGGACACCAAUUUCUGUACCGUUUUUUAUGGCGUUUCUGUUUAAAAAGUUUCAAGAGGCGGUCCAAGUGCUUGCGAAAAGUCGUACAUUUGCCAAGGAUGGAAGGCACCUUCAGUUUGAAGCCGAUAUGAAUCGUCUAUUUCUUUUCACGAGCUACUACCGUCUGGGAAAGAAUGCUGAUGAAGCAGAUGCAGAGGAGAUUAUCGACAUGGCUACUAAGGCCACUUUGGCGGAGCAGCAGAAGCAAGUUCAAGAUAAUAUUCACGAACAAAUAAAUAACUUCUGUAAGCGUAUGGAUAGCAUUCUUCUCCCAAAUACAAAGACAGUUGAUAGUGUCAACUCUUCUUCCGGGAAAAUCAAUGCUCCUCGGCAUAGUGGUCUUGGUCUUGCUGUCGGAGGUCCUACUCAUUUGCGCAAUAGCCCUGGCAUAUCUGUGGUGGAGACAAAGCCAGUGAAGCAUUCGGAGGUGUCGCAGAAGCUGAAGGAUCUCAUUGGAUACACUCUUGAAAUUAAGCCAUCUCAAAUUCAGCACGAGGAUGCUGGGAAAGGUUUAUACUUGGAUGGUGAAGCUAAUGUUGGUGCUGUAAUAGCCAUAUACCCUGGGGUGACAUACUCUCCUGCAUACUAUCAAUAUAUUCCUGGAUAUCCGAGAGUUGAUUUGCAGAACCCUUACCUGAUCACAAGAUAUGAUGGAACCAUAAUAAAUGCCAAGCCUUGGGGUUAUGGAGGUGAGGCUCGUGAAAUGUGGGACGGCUCAGGUGUUCGAGAAUCUAGAUUGAACAGUGAAGGCGAGCAAAUCGGUUCAGAUCGAUUAUGGAAGAUGCUCAGCAAACCAUUAGAUGAUAAACAAGUGAGGCGCCGUGGGGAACUCCUGGAAUUGAGAAAUCCGCUAGCUUUUGCUCAUUUUGCAAACCAUCCCGGGAUAGAUAUGGCGCCAAAUGUAAUGGUUUGCUCCUAUGAUUUUCCUCUAACUGAGAAGGAUAUGCGAAGCUAUAUCCCGAAUAUCUCGUUUGGAAGUGAAGAAGUCGGGAUGAAGAAAUUCGGAAGCUUUUGGUUCAAGUCUUGGAGGUCUAGCAAUGCAGCCAUGGAUGUUCCUCAUCUCAAGAGCCUCGUUCUUGUGGCUACCAGGAAUAUCUGUAAUGAAGAAGUUUUAUUGAACUACAGAUUGAGCAACCUGAAGCGCCGGCCCUCGUGGUAUAUUCCAGUCGACGAGGAAGAAGAUAGAAGAAGAUGGAGCUGAGCUAAUUUAGCAUCAAUGGUCUAUAUCUAAAUCCCUCAUUUGGACAUUUUGUUGUCGAUUUUGACAAUGGGAGCAGUAGUUUCUUCUCUCAUUCUGAAAUUUCCAAGAGUUUUUAUGGUGGCUCCAAAGCAAGUCAUUCUGAAGAUGCCAACUGAAUUCGAAGGCUAGUGUUGAAUUAUGAUACAUUUUCAUUGAACUUUUGAAAAUUCCAUGGAUGCCAGUUUGGGAAAUGGAUUUCUGUUGGUGGCUUCUUCUGCUAAUUUCCUGAUCUAGAAAAAAUAGAAAUAUUAUUCUUGUGCAGAACUGAAGAAGGCAGACAUAAUUGCACGUUUGUUCCUUACCCAAAGAUGAAGGUACAAAACAGUUUCAUAUGAUUGAUUGAAAAUAUUGUUUUUUUUGGCUCAUGUAUGCAGAGAGGACUCGAAGACUAUUAUUAGGGUUAAGAAAGUUGAGCUGCAGCAGACUGGGACUGCCCAUGCAGAAAAAGCAUGCAACUGGUUCUCCCCAUUGGUGUCUGCAUCCAGUAUACUUUCCCUAUACUAGGCAGGAAAAAACAAAUCGAAUCGAACCGUCGAACUGUUAAAUUGAAUCGAAUUUUUGGGUAAUCGAGAAAAUUCGAUUCGAAUACA
Molecule: messenger RNA, 1946 nt
Organism: Andrographis paniculata
Lineage: Eukaryota; Viridiplantae; Streptophyta; Magnoliopsida; Lamiales; Acanthaceae
Exons: 4
Coding region: 106-1317 (403 amino acids)
Source: RefSeq, a predicted model, not a curated record